Messenger RNA from Suillus bovinus, 1023 nucleotides. Its product is annotated as WD40-repeat-containing domain protein. Gene Ontology annotation, molecular function: protein binding. Bases 173 to 826 code for a protein of 217 amino acids. The transcript is spliced from 2 exons. NCBI's taxonomy places the organism in Eukaryota, Fungi, Basidiomycota, Agaricomycetes, Boletales, Suillaceae. The record is from RefSeq and is a predicted model, not a curated record.
UUCAAGCGAUAAAACAAUCCGGCUGUGGGAUGCAGGAACGGGGCAGCCAAUUGGUUGCCCAUUGCUGGGGCACACUAAUUAUGUUUAUUCAGUCUCCUUCUCACCGGAUGGUACUCGCAUCGUUUCUGGUUCCGGUGAUAGGACUGUCAGGCUGUGGGAUGCAAGAACGGGAAUGCCAGUUGGUGAGCCCUUGAAGGGGCACACUGGAUCGGUCUACUCAGUAUCGUUCUCACCAGAUGGGACUCGCAUUGCUUCCGGUUCGAGCGAUAGAAGGAUCCGGCUGUGGGAUGUAGGGACGGGGCAGCCAAUUGGUUGCCCAUUGCUGGGGCACAUUGCCUGGGUCAGAUCCGUCUUGUUCUCGCCAGAUGGCACUCGCAUCAUUUCUUGCUCAUGGGAUGGGACUGUUCGUGUCUGGUAUGCAAUGGUUGCGAAGUCAUUGCAGGACCGUGCCGAAGAAGAUUGUUCAACAUCCUCCCCGCACGGCAGUUGCAUCCCACAUCCCACAGCGGCCAUCCGCACACCCAACACUGCUAACGAUGACUUCAUUUGCUUCUCAUCCAACUCGACUCAUGCCCUGCGCGACACUACUGAACUACUUGAGGGUGCCCCCCAUGAUGACCACAGAUCGACGUUUGAUUUUCUUGGAGACGAUGGAUGGAUGACGGGACCCAAUGGUCGGCUCUUAUUCUGGGUACCACCCGCUUCAAGAGAUGAAUUUAGAUAUAAUCCUGAAACUGCAUUGGUGUUACCCAGAGGUGGUGUUGAGCUUGAUUUGAGUAGCAUGGCCCAUGGGACACGCUGGCAGCGCUGCUAUGAGGACUCUUGAUCGUAGCUCUGAUCUCGUUCUGGUAAAUUGAUUUGCAGACUGAAACAAUUCAAGGAGUACGAUAUGGACUGUGCAGUUAAUCCAUUGUAUAUUAUACCGUAGCAUUGGAUUCGAGUUUGUGGUAGUACCUCUGAGCGAACGACGUUUUAACUGGGUGACAGAUUUUUCAGAGCCACCUAGAAUAAUGGUAGGGCAGC